Messenger RNA from Mauremys reevesii (Reeves's turtle), 3500 nucleotides. Its product is annotated as transmembrane protein 68-like. Gene Ontology annotation, cellular component: membrane. Bases 211 to 1203 code for a protein of 330 amino acids. Lineage: Eukaryota; Metazoa; Chordata; Testudines; Geoemydidae. The transcript is spliced from 7 exons. The record is from RefSeq and is a predicted model, not a curated record. Gene Ontology annotation, molecular function: acyltransferase activity.
CGCGGCGCGUGUCGCACCCAAUGGAGUCCGGAGGAUUUUGCCUCAUUAGAGACGAGGUGGCGCCGAUACUCCCCGGCUCCCUGACUUGGCCCCGGAGGGAAGGGGAGGGGAGGGGAGCCGCCCUGGCGGGACCCGGACUCCGCGGGGGCGGCAGGUGGAGGAGAAAACCCGACGCAGGACUAGAGUCGGAGCCGCUGCCGGAGCGAGGAGAUGAUACAUAGAAAUGAAUCCUGUACUUCAGGGCAGGUACCUAUGAGCUACUUAUGCUGCCUGAUUUACAUAUUGGAAGAAUGGACUGGUGUGGAGUACCUUGAGGACUAUCUGAAUUAUGUGGCCUACCUUUUAUGGGUGUUUACUCCACUCAUAAUAGUUUUUAUACUUCCUGGACUUAUCCUCCUCCUCCUCUACAUUUCCAUUAUUUUUCUUUAUGUUUAUAAGAGGAAGAAUGAACUAAAAGAGGCUUAUUCCAAUGAUAUCUGGGAUGGUGCAAGGCAAAUGGUGGCAACUUUAUGGGAUGGACAUGCAAGAAUAUGGCACGGUUAUGAGGUUCAUGGUCUGGAAAAACUACCAGAAGGACCUGGGCUUGUUGUUUUUUACCAUGGCGCAACUCCUAUAGACUAUUUCUACUUCUUGGCUAAACUCCUUAUACUGAAGAACAGAAUGUGCUAUACGGUAGCUGAUCACUUUGUCUUUAAAUUACCAGGUUUUAAACUUUUACUUGAUGUGUUUGGUGUUAUGCAUGGACCAAAGGAAGAAUGUGUUAAAGCUCUGAAGAAUGGCCACUUGGUGGCUAUCUCGCCAGGUGGAGUUAGAGAAGCACUCUUUAGUGAUGAAACCUAUGUUCUUGUAUGGGGUAAUCGUACGGGCUUUGCUCAGGUGGCCAUUGAUGCAAAAGUGCCCAUCAUUCCUAUGUUCACACAAAAUGUUCGGGAAGGAAUUAGGACAUUAGGAGGAAUAAGAUUAUUUAGGUUGAUCUAUGAACGUCUUCGAUUACCACUCGUUCCUAUAUACGGAGAGUUUCCAGUCAAAUUUCGUACAUACAUUGGAGAUCCUAUUCCAUAUGAUCCAAAUAUAAAUGCUGCAGAACUGUCUGGAAAGGCAAAGGCUGCAAUCCAGUCUUUAAUAGACAGACAUCAGAAAAUACCAGGAAAUGUAUUUAGGGCUUUAAUGGAACGAUUUGAGACGACACAGAAAGAAGACUAGUUUUUGGUGCAUAACAAACUACACAUUUACUUGUAAUAUUUUCAAAACUGUUUGUAACUUAUAUUAUCCUCAAAAUUGAUUAUUACAUGCAUUGUCUUAAUGAUAUUUCUUUUUUAAUGCAGAUGUUUUCUGUAUAGUUUAACAAGAGCUGUGAGCAAUGAUUCCCCCCCCCCCCCCCCCUUCAGUGACCACUAUCAAACUUGAGCCCAAACUUGCAGUUUUACUCAGGUGAAAAUGACAUUUGAGGCUUCCAUAUUCAUGGUCUUUUGAUAAUUUCCAUCUCAAAUUUGCAGGUUAAAAAAAAAAGUUUUGUCUAACUGCCAAGCCUGCAAACUCAUGGCAGAUUCUGACAUACAAGCCAGAUUCUUUCUAUCUAAACCAACUGCGCCAGUUUCUCCUCCCUUGGUUUUCACACCUCAACUGCUAGAACAGGGCCUCAUCCUCCCUGAUUGAUCUAACCAGUAAUAGAGGUUCUUCCAACUAAAUAAAGCCCUGAACUACACCUGUGAAAACCUAUUUUCUUUACAUUCAAAGGUGUUGGCAUAGUCUGGUGUAACUAGUCACCUAGCUUUACAUGCGGAACCUGUAGUCCUGGUGGUAAUGCUUCAGCUGGAAGGUAUCCAGCUUUAUUGUUGGAGCCCAGAAAGAGUUUGUAGGGCUGGAGCUUUAUUAGAAGAAAAAAAAAAAAACACCCUCCUUCCUCCCCCCAAGAAACUGAGCAAACUUCUUACAGAAACCAGUAAGACACAAUACAUAUGGAAUCCCAUAAUGCUAUUUUGAUGAAGUCAUUUUUCAGGGUAAAACCACAUGGUUUUUUUUUUUUUGUCCCUGACUAAAGACAGUAGCCCCAUAAAUCUGCGAAGAGAGAACCAGAUUUUCUGGCACAGUGAACUGAAUGCCUAAUGUUUCAGAAAGAAGGCAUGAGUAAUAUUCAAAACUGCAACAGUCAGAAUUUUUAAUUAUAUUACAAAAUAGAAUGCAAUGUGUAAUGUUUUUUUCAAAGUUUCACCAUAUUCAGCAGUAUAAACCGGCUUUAUAAUGUACCUCACUAUUUUUGUAAAAAAGAUAUAUAAAUUUUUUUUACACAUCAGAACUACUAAAAUAUGACUUGCCCUCAAUUAUGCAGUCUUCACUCAUAUAAUACCCUCACUGAAGUGAGUGGGGGGGGGGGUUGCCUGAAGAAGGAGUUGCAGGUUUGGGCUAGUUUUGUUCAUUGACAAUAAACUGAAUUUAUAUUUUAACUGAAUCACUGACUAAUGCAUGAAUUGUCUGAAUAGCAAAAAUACCUUAAAUAUUUCCUGUAGAUAAGUACUCAGACUGUCAGUGAAUGUAAAAUUAAUGUCUGGGAGUGUUCUUUAAUUGUAGGAGGCCAUCAUCUCCUGGUAGGCCUUUUUAAAAACAAAACACUUUUAAAGAGACAAAGAGCGAAUCUUUUUCACUUAACUGUUACAGUUUGGUUAAUUCCUGCAAACACUUAUAUGGACAUGCCUUACUUUACACACAACUUAGUCACAUUGAUUUAAAUGGGAUGUAUGUGCAUAUGUUUGCAGGAUCAGGGUUUUAUAUUCAGUGUAGAGUCAUUGUAUGGGGGGAACAAAUGUCUGUACAUUAUAAGAUCUGCAGAAACAGUUCAUCUCUGUGUACACUGUAGUGUUCUGUUUGAUUUUAAACGUUUAGUUAAAAUGUUUAAGCUUGAAAAAAAUCAUGUUGUGAAAACAAAUGCCCUUUCCACAGUCUUUGUUGAUUUGUGAUCUACUUGAAAACUUAAGGGGAUGCUAUCAUGAUCUAAGAAUAACUUUAAUUUAUUGUUCUGUUUCAUGCAUUAGACCAUUAAAACUGAGAAUUUUUACUAAAACUUAUUUUUGUGUAAGUUAGAUACUUUAUUUUUGCAUUUUUCUCAAGGUGGACAAUGAAAACAGAUUAGCUAAUUUGUAGAUACCUUUCAGGAUGCACUAGGGCAGUGCUGCACUGUUGGAGUAGCACACAUUAUAGGGGAACACUUAAUUCUUUUUUCAUGGGAAUUAAAUGAGAGAGAGAGAGAGAGAGAGACCUAUUAUGUUGAUCUUAGAUUUUGAAAAACUUGCUUUUACUUCACAUGGGGCCAAAUUUCACCUGACUUUGUCCCUUUAAUUUAAGAAGUAUUGAAACCUAAGUAUCAAAUCAAAUGCAGUAUCCGUACUUUUUAGAUAUUAAAUACACUUUUUGUUUGUAUAGGCUUUUCAUAUUUAAUUCUCUAUUUGUGAUAUGUACUGUAUAAACAUACCGUACAGACAAAUAAAAUUGAAAUUACAAUUGGA